AACACCAGCGACUCUCAAAAUGGAUCUCGAAGACGACACCACAGUGUUAACAACUUUGAAGUCCUUCAAUUCCUUCAUCAGCUGCCCUGAACAUCCCCAGAGGCUGUCAGAUCACUCAGCGGGGAACGGGAUCCUGCAGAGUCAGUACAAACGCAGCAUGGAGCUUUUGGAAGCGGCAGACAGGGUUCACACGAAGAAUCGCUACCUUCAGUUGGACCAGGAGAAGAAGCAGAUGGAGCUGAGUCACAAGCGAGCUCGAUUUGAACUGGAGAAGGCUGCUUCUGACAGCGCACGAGACCAUGAGCAUGAGGUUGACCGGAACCAGGACCUCUUGGGACGAAUUAAGAAGUUGGAGGAAAGAGAGAUUGGGGCAGCGAAGAACCUAUCAGAGCAAGUGGAAGCAAAUCGUUCUGUUCGUAAGAACCUGGAGGGUCUGAACAAGAAACUGGAGGAGCGAGAUUCUAGACUUAACAGUGCUAACCAGGCCAUCAGUUCUUUGAAGGAUGAGAUCAGAGAGCUGAAGCAGAAGAUUCAAAACAAAGACUCAACAAUUUCUUCUCAAACCCUGGAAAACCAGGAACUUCAAGAACAGCUAGAUUUACAACGCAGGAAGUAUCAGGAAGUCUCUCAGCUUUGCCAAAGUCUCCAGGCUGCCGAGUCGUCUUGCUCAGAGCACAUCAUCAAGAUUAAGGAGCUGGAGAGACGUCUCACCUUCCAGGAGCAAGACAUUGCGAUUGUGAAGACUGUAAAGCUGGAGGUGGCCAGACUUCCAGACCUGGAGAAAGAGUUGAAGCGCCUCAGAGAAGAUAAUGCCUUUCUCAGGGAGAGCAGAGAGAACUGCAGCCUACUGAAAGAGGAGGUGGAGGGGCUGAGGAGGAAGCUGGAGAGGAUGGAGAAAACUAAAGAAGAGCUGGUCAAUGUGGAACUGGAGAAAGAGCGACUGACUGAGAAGCUUCAAGCCUGGGAAAACCUGGGGCAGUCUACUGGGCUCAACAUAAGGAAACCAGAUGAUCUGUCCAGGGAGGUGAUUCAGAUCCAGCAGAGAGAAAUUGCUCUGAAAGAGCAGAACUACACACUCAACAGCCGUGUGAGGAGUGUGGAGCGCUCGCAGGCGGAGCUGCGUGCAGAGCUGUCCCAGCAGCGCAGCAAGACUCUGGAGGAGCAGAAGAAGAGGGAGACACAGGAAGCUCUGGUCCGUCGGCUACAGAAGAGAAUCUUGUUACUUACAAAGGAGCGUGAUGGAAUGCGGGCGAUUCUAGAGUCUUAUGACAGCGAGCUGGCUCCUACCGAGUAUUCACCUCAACUCAGCAAGCGACUCAGAGAGGCAGAGGACAUACUGCAGAAGACUCAGAACCACAAUGCAGAGAUGGAAACCCAGCUGAGCAAAGCACAGGAAGAGACGAUGACACUCAAACUGCAGCUUCAAACAGUGGAGCUGGAGCUGGAGUGUCUAAAAAAGCAGCAGGCCUCUGCGGCUGACAGCAGCUCUGUAAUGACCAAAGAGGAAGUCAGCAUACUCAGACAAAAAAUUGAAGAUUUAGAGUCAGAGCGGCAGAAGUUGGAGGAGCAGAACAACAUUCUGGAGAUGAGGCUGGAGAGACACAACCUGCAGGGAGACUAUGAUCCUGUCAAAACCAGAGUUCUUCACCUCAAAAUGAACCCCACUGCUGUUGCCAAGCAACAACGUCAGCAGGAAGUGGAGGCUCUUCAGGAGGAAGUGACACGCCUCAGGGAACUUGUGCGCUCGCUGCAGGAUGGAGGUGCCAUGGCCCAUUCUCAAGACGACUCCGGUUUGCACGGCACCAGCAUCAACCUCAGUUUACCGCCAUCGAAGGAGGUGCUGGAUUUACGUAAGCAGAUGGAGAGCUCGGAGCUCAGGAACCAGAGGCUGAAGGAGGUGUUUCAGAGAAAAAUCCAGGAGUUCCGCACGGUCUGCUACGUCCUGACCGGCUAUCAGAUCGAUAUCACCACUGAGAACCAAUACAGACUCACCUCGGUGUAUUCAGAGCACAUGGACGACUCCCUGCUCUUCAAAAAGGGCUCCAAUGGAAGCAUGCAGCUCAUGGAGACAGAGUUCUCCAAGACUCUGGGAGAGAUGGUGGCCCUUCACCUGCAUCACCAGAAGAGCAUCCCAGCAUUCCUCUCUGCAGUGACGCUCGACCUCUUCAGCAGACAAACCACCAUCUGAAGACAAAGUCGUGAAAAUGACACAAAAGCCAACGAUGUUGGGAUUUGGAGGAUGUUUUUAUAAUGUGUGGUCGAGUGUUUCUGCAGGAAUGUAUUUAGUGUGGUCUUCACUGAGGCCACGUCAUCUCAACACAGUGCUAAAGAAAACAUGAAUUCAAUGAAUUAUUAUGGUUCUUUUUUCAUUGUUCUACCGGGAUUUAUAAACAUCUGAAGUUUCCAUCAGUAUAUUUUUUUUUCUUUGUGCAUAGAUAUUGUGUCUUACAUGUCUCUCUCUGGUCCUUCUGUUAGAAGAAGACGUAAGUAGAGGGCGAAACAAUUUAGAGAUUAGAGAAAAGCUUGUCGACGUCUGACCACACUCAGAUUUCACACUACUGUUUGAACAUUGGUGGGAAAACAGUCAAUAUUUGAUCUCUAAUAUUCUCACCAAAUUUCACAGUUUAAAGUGUGAAAGUGUGGCAGCCUGUGCUGUGUGGUCAAAGUGAGAGCGUCAACAUUUGUUCUCUUUAACACAAAAUGGAGAAACCUGAACCAGAAAUCAUGAGUUUGAGCGGUGAUCAUAGUCUGAAACUGAUGAUGGGCGACAAGUCUCAUCCGGAGCCAAUUGUCAAUGUCAAUGUUUUUACCCUGUUUUAAUAGCAUCAAAUAAAUAUUUAAAACUAAACUAACACUCGGACAAAGUCAGUGAGAUUAAAAACUCUCAUCAGGAUGUCACCUCCUCCGUCUUUCUACGUAGUUUAUGAAAACUUUGGAUUCUGUGUGUUACCAUUCAACAACACAGUGAGAUUAUCACAACAACAAACCAGACUCACUUGUUCUUCACUCAAGUGACAUGUUAAUGUUUCGACAUAGUUAAUUUAAAAAAAAAAGUUUGAUUGCAAAUAAUUUCAUGUUAGUUCUUGUGUGUGGAGUGAGAACAAUACGAGCAACAACGUUCUUUUAACUGGGGAUCGAACCGCAGAUGCUGUGGUUCUGUGGACGGGACUUUAACAAUUAGACAACUGGACUCCUCAGUUUUAUUAUUAUUAUUAAUAUUAACUAGGUUGUUCUUCGUAAAGACAAUGUCUGUGUAAUAGAAUAUAUUUAACUGAUUUAUUGCAGGCUAUUACACAGUAUACACGUUUUUCCUCUGCUCAUCGCCGUCAUAAAAGAAAUUACUAGACGUCGGUGUGUCCUGAAGUGGGGACAGGACAAAGAAAGCAGGUGCAUGGAAAACACCAGGGAAGCUUUAAUGUUUUAUAUUCGCUGAAACUCUUUUAAAUUCACCGGAGAAAGGAUUUAAAACACAGAAAUAGGUCUUCGGAUGUCAAUCUUAUUGUAACGAACGAUGAAUAAUUCCCGUUUUGAAUAUCGUUAAUGAUCGAGCCUGUGUGUCUUCGUGUGAGUACAAGCACGAGACAAGUCGAGCGAAAUUUCCUGGCAGCAAUAAAGAGAAAUGGCAGAAAUAAAGAUGGGGGGGUGAAGAGGGAGGCAAGGGAGCAAUCCAAUAAAACAGAGAGACGAAAGGAAGUGAACUGAGAAUAAAGCCACUUAUCAUAGCAACAAUAUAAGAGCUCCAGCUGGCGCAGCCAUAUGUCUCAUGAGAAAACAUAUUCCCCCCGUACACAACAUGCCACAUACUGUCCUUGGUCUCUUCCUUUGUUGACGCUCUCAUUUUGACAACAUAGCACAUCUCCUGCACACUCGGCGGCUACAUGUCACAUUUGAGAGGAUUUCAGAUGAGCUGUGAAUCACAUACGAACGUGUCACAUACAAUGUUCUGCUUCAGUGGUGUGAGACGCACUUCGGCUUUAUAAUCCAUCCAUCCCAUUGAACUGCUGUAACCUCUCCUCUGUUUUAAAGUUUGAAUGCAAAUGGUAAUCAAUAAAGCGUUUGUCUGAC
Molecule: messenger RNA, 4065 nt
Organism: Paralichthys olivaceus (Japanese flounder)
Lineage: Eukaryota; Metazoa; Chordata; Actinopteri; Pleuronectiformes; Paralichthyidae
Source: RefSeq, a predicted model, not a curated record